Molecule: messenger RNA, 1806 nt
Organism: Effrenium voratum
Lineage: Eukaryota; Dinophyceae; Suessiales; Symbiodiniaceae
Source: the annotation of a GenBank genome assembly
AUGAGCGUAUUUAUCAUGUGCACGAGCCCAGUGGUGCACUCAAAUAAGCCCCGGGCCCGGGGUGAUCAAGAUAGGACGAGGGCGAAGACCAAGGGCCUCAAAGACCCACAAGCUCGGCAGUUCUUUGGGGUUUGCCGGGCCAUCAAGGCAUGCCUGCUGGAGAACGUGUUGGGGCUGCAGAAAUACUUGCCAGCAGUCCAGCGCAACUUGCAGAAGACUGGGCCCUACGAGAUUCACAUUGUUGAGCUCGAUCCGCUGGACUUUGGCGGCCUUACAAGCCGCCGGCGUUUGUUCAUUUUCAUGGCGCGAAAGCCGCUGGUGCGAAGCAGCCUCGAGUUCAGAACGGCCAUCGAUGCGGCUUUGGAGCGGAUGAAGUCGAUGCUCCUCCCAGAGGACUGCCCAGCGGUGGUGGCAGACAAGAAGCGCAGGGCAAGGCGGCAGAGGGCAAGGCUGGAUGCGCUGCACACGAGCUCCGACAGCGAUGCAGUGGACAUCAUGGACUACAAAACUUCAGACUGGCAAGCGCUCGACACUUCGCAGAGCUUGGACAGGAUGCCAGAGAAGCUCAUGCUGAUGGGCUUCCCCAUCCACAAGCUCAGUUUGUCCCAGAACAGUCGCGAAGUCGUAGCCGGAGCCGGAGUUCAGCUGGCAGCAGCAGAGCUGACAGCCACGAGGACGGUGACACGGUCCCAGUAUCCAGAUGAAGAAGACGCGCGCCGGGCACUGCUGAACCAACUGAUCGAGAACGCAUUGGAGGGGCCCACUUUGAGACUGCUUCGACACAAUCCAGAAGAGCUGCCUCGGAGAGAGCUCCCACCGGGGAAAUGGUCCGGCAUUUUUGGGCUGUACCUUGCAAGAUGCCUGGCCAUGGGCGAGCGGCCUGCCUCACGCUCUACGUUCUACCGUGUUGUUGGGCGAUGGCGAACAUGCUUGCACUUCAGGGAAAGGUCUUCCCACUCAACCUGCUUGACUUGCGAUCGCUUGCGUGCCAAGAUGAGACACGCGUCAGACUUCACAACUCACGCCACUGCCGCAGAUCAACUUUUGGGGCAUUUGCGUGUUGCUUGGGCGUGCAAGCAGCAAUACUGGCUGGCACGGGCGACGAGCCGCAUGAAAUCCGAGCUCCUUACACUGAUCAUCGACGGCUUUGAUAAGAGCAAGACGCUGCUGCCACGAUGGACUCGGGGUCGGACUCCGAAGGGGACAGUGUUUGAGAAGAACAUCCGGACAAAUCUCAAUCUCUCUGCGGUACACGCGCACGGAUGGGGAUUUUACGUCUAUAUCUCAGACGAGCAGAUCUCGGCAGGAUCCUCAUGGUCUUGGGAGAUCGUUUUUCGCACGCUGGAGCACGUAUUUCACUCAGCCAGACGCUCCAACCUUCGCGUUCCCUCUGGGCUGUGGAUACAAAGUGAUAACACUGUAAAAGAGAUCAAGAACAGCGUCUCUGGAUUGCUGUGCAGUUACCUCGCCAGCCUUGGAUACUUUGAGGACAUUGGCCACUACCACUUGCCGAAAGGACACACGCAUGAGGACAUAGAUGGCAUCUUCGGAGUCAUCAGCCUCGCCGUCCUCGAAUCCCAAGACGAUUGCCAGACACCGGGUGAUGUGUGCCGUGUCAUCGAGUCAAAGCUGCAGCCGAUUUUUGCUCGGAGAAACGAAGAGAUGCGUGUGAUAUAUGUUCACAAAGUGCGUCGCUGGCGAGAACUUUUGCCCAACGUGGUAAUGCUGAAGAAGGCUCCCGUCCUAUUUUGCAUCUUGAGUUUACACAUUGACAUUAAACAGACUAUUAGUAUGAGCGGUGCCUAA